AGAAAAAGAAAUGACAACAAAGUAGUUGAAAGAAGAUGAGAUGAAAAGAAUAAUGAAUGAAAAAGUACAUGUGAAAGGGCUGGAAAAAAAAAAGAACAAAUAACAAAGAGAAAAAGGAAAAGAAAACAAAUGGAAAAGAAAUGGAGAAUUGAACAAAGUAAUUGGAAAAGUAAGAUGAGAUUAGAAAUGAAGUUCAAUAUGAAAUUGAGGGAAAGAAGCCAGCAAAAGGCUUAAUGGAGGUGGCUGGAGUUGGUGGAAGUAGUAUGUAAAAUGAUAUGCUUCAACCUUUAUUGCGACAAUGGAAGUUGGCCCUUUUGAAGAGCAGAGGCAAACCAGGAUAUGCAAUCUAAAUUGUAGACUGCGGAGCCUCGUCAUUGCUGGUGGUGGUGGUGGUUGGUGCUUCCAGAAUUUGUGGUCAUUUUGCAUGGUGAAGGGUGUUGAUUAUGCAUGCACACCAGAAGAAGUCCAGCAGCACUUUCAGUCCUGCGGUACAGUUAAUAGGGUUACUAUUCUGACAGACAAGUUUGGCCAGCCAAAAGGUUUUGCUUAUGUGGAAUUCCUUGAAGUAGAAGCUAUACAGGAGGCGUUGCUUCUGAAUGAAUCUGAGCUACAUGGACGGCAAUUAAAGGUUUUGCCCAAAAGGACCAAUGUUCCUGGAAUGAAGCAGUAUCGGCCUAGGCGAUUCAAUCCAUACAUGGGUUACCGGUUUAGGAGGCCAUAUGUACCUCCUUAUUUCUACUCCCCUUAUGGUUAUGGGAAGGCUCCUAGGUUCAGAAGGCCAAUGCGAUACAUGCCCUAUUACUAGAUGACUGAAGAUGGUGGAAACUUUCAGGUGCAUGGUCACAUGAUAUUAUAUUCCUGAUAUCUAUGAUUAAAACAGUUUGGUUUAUCUGCCUGAUGGUCUUUAGUUUAUAAUUAUCUGUUGAGAGGGUAAACAGAUGCUUUUAUUGGCACAAUAAUCAUGUUGCUCUGGUUCGUAAUUGUAUGUUAUAUGAAGAGGAAGUCUAUAUAUUCAUAGGUUCAGCCUGCUGGCAAGUUUCUCUUUGUAAAUGAGAUUGCUUGCGUUAGGCAAGGGAGGAUUUUAAAUGAAGAGAUUCAGAUUUUCCUAUUUCAGAUUUUA
Molecule: messenger RNA, 1120 nt
Organism: Ricinus communis (castor bean)
Lineage: Eukaryota; Viridiplantae; Streptophyta; Magnoliopsida; Malpighiales; Euphorbiaceae
Product: polyadenylate-binding protein 2
Exons: 4
Coding region: 299-805 (168 amino acids)
Molecular function (GO): RNA binding
Source: RefSeq, a predicted model, not a curated record